Molecule: messenger RNA, 579 nt
Organism: Lathyrus sativus (Indian pea)
Lineage: Eukaryota; Viridiplantae; Streptophyta; Magnoliopsida; Fabales; Fabaceae
Source: the annotation of a GenBank genome assembly
AUGGCAUCGACCACGCGCGUCACUCACUGCAACCUCCGCCCAUCAAAACCAUCCUUACGCCCUCUCCCCGAAAAACCCGGUCCGGUUCGGAUUUCCAUCCCUAAACCCAAACCAACCGAAUCAGAAGGCGCAAACACCAACAUCCUCCUGCAACCGCGCCUAUGCACCCUCAGAUCGUACGGCUCCGAUCCAAUCGCCGCCGUAAUCAAAACUCGUAAACAAGGUACGCAAGUUACCGAUGACGUGUCAUCAUUCUUCGCCACGCUUUCGGAAUACAUCGAGAGUUCUAAGAAAAGUCAAGAUUUCGAAAUCAUCUCCGGUCGUCUCGCAAUGAUGGUGUUUGCGGCGACGGUUACGGUGGAGCUGGUGACGGGAAACUCGGUGUUCAGGAAAAUGGAUAUUGCAGGGAUAACGGAGGCCGGUGGAGUUUGUUUAGCCGCGGUUACUUUCGCGGCUUUGUUUGCUUGGUUUUCAAGUGCGCGUUCCAAAGUGGAUCGAAUCUUUACCGUUAGCUACAAUGCUUUCAUUGAUUCGCUAAUUGAUCAAAUCAUCGACGGUUUAUUCUAUGAUGAAAUGUGA